Messenger RNA from Zea mays, 2032 nucleotides. Its product is annotated as Cytochrome P450 710A1. Gene Ontology annotation, biological process: sterol metabolic process. NCBI's taxonomy places the organism in Eukaryota, Viridiplantae, Streptophyta, Magnoliopsida, Poales, Poaceae. Bases 381 to 1931 code for a protein of 516 amino acids. Gene Ontology annotation, molecular function: heme binding; iron ion binding; oxidoreductase activity, acting on paired donors, with incorporation or reduction of molecular oxygen. The transcript has a single exon. The record is from RefSeq and is marked validated.
CGGCCUCAUUUCUUCCACCCCGGGGCGGGCCGCGGCCAUCAGCCAAUCCGCCACGGCCGUGCCAGCCAGGCGAAAAGACCACCUCCUUUUUCCCUUGCAAUUUCCCUUUCCCUUUCCCAGCAGCCAGCCUUUGACCUCAGAUUCCCGCUCCAACCUUCGUUCGUUUCCCUUCCAGUCCAUCGCUCGCGUUCGCGUUCGCGUCGCAUAAAUAGACCUCUUUGGAACACCAUCCGCGCGGCGCGUCAAAGGAGAGGGAGGGAGAGAGAGAGAGCUCCCCACGAGCCUCAGCCCUCACGGUUGACCUGUAGCAGAAGCGGCGGCGGCGGCGGCGGCUAGGGCGGUUGCUGCUCGUGGCCAGCCUUUGGCCAGAGCAUAGCGCAAUGGCGGCGCAGUCUCUGUCCGUGCCCGUGCCCAUGCCCAGCUCCUUGGACCUCCGCGCGGCGGCGCCGUUCCUGGUUGCCGCGGUGGCUUUGUACUUCCUGAUGGAGCAGGUGUCCUACCACCGGAAGAAGGGGCCCCUGCCCGGGCCGGCGCUCGUGGUGCCGUUCCUCGGCAGCGUAGCGCACAUGAUCCGCGACCCGACGGGGUUCUGGGACGCGCAGGCGGCGCGCGCCAAGCGGUCCGGCGCGGGCCUCGCCGCCGACUUCCUGGUGGGGCGGUUCGUGGUGUUCAUCCGCGACUCGGAGCUGUCCCACCGCGUGUUCGCCAACGUCCGCCCCGACGCGUUCCACCUCAUCGGCCACCCCUUCGGCAAGAAGCUGUUCGGCGACCACAACCUCAUCUACAUGUUCGGCGAGGACCACAAGGACCUGCGGCGGCGGAUCGCGCCCAACUUCACCCCGCGCGCGCUGUCCACCUACGCCGCGCUCCAGCAGCGCGUCAUCCUGGCGCACCUCCGGCGGUGGCUCGACCGGAGCGGCGGCGGCGGUGGCGGGGCGUUCCCCAUCCGCGUGCCCUGCCGCGACAUGAACCUGGAGACCUCGCAGACGGUGUUCGUGGGGCCGUACCUCGCCGGGGAGGCCCGGCGGCGGUUCGAGCGGGACUACAACCUCUUCAACGUCGGGCUCAUGGCGCUGCCCAUCGACCUGCCCUGCUUCGCGUUCCGGCGCGCCAGGGAGGGCGUGGCGCGGCUGGUGCGCACGCUGGGCGAGUGCGCGCGGCAGAGCAAGGCGCGGAUGCGCGCCGGCGGCGAGCCCGAGUGCCUGGUGGACUUCUGGAUGCAGGACACGCUGCGGGAGAUGGACGAGGCGGCGGCGGCGGGGCGCCCGCCCCCCGCGCACACCGACGACGAGGAGAUCGGCGGGUUCAUGUUCGACUUCCUGUUCGCGGCGCAGGACGCGUCCACCUCGUCCCUCUGCUGGGCGGUGUCGGCGCUGGACUCCCACCCGGAGGUGCUGGCCCGCGUGCGCGCCGAGGUGUCGGCCGCCUGGUCGCCGGACUCCGGCGAGCCGAUGACGGCGGAGACGAUCCAGGGGAUGCGGUACACGCAGGCGGUGGCGCGCGAGGUGGUCCGGCACCGGCCCCCCGCGACGCUGGUGCCGCACAUCGCGGGCGAGGCGUUCCAGCUGACGGAGUGGUACACGGUGCCCAAGGGCGCCAUCGUGUUCCCGUCCGUGUACGAGUCGUCGUUCCAGGGGUUCCCGGACGCGGAGGCGUUCGACCCGGAGCGCUUCUUCUCGGAGGCGCGGCGGGAGGACGUGGCGUACAGGCGCAACUUCCUGGCAUUCGGCGCCGGGCCGCACCAGUGCGUGGGGCAGCGGUACGCGCUGAACCACCUCGUCCUGUUCAUGGCGCUGUUCGUGUCGGUGGUGGACUUCCGGCGGGAGAGGACGCCCGGGUGCGACGACCCGGUGUACAUGCCCACCAUCGUGCCCAAGGACGGCUGCUCCGUGUACCUCAAGCAGCGAUGCGCCAAGUUGCCGUCGUUCUGAGAAUCCUGAGCUGCCUUCUUGUCCUCUUGCGCUCCUGCCUCUGUCUCUCGGUUCCGCUGCCGCUUCGUGGUUCUUGCCUGCUCCUUCCCACAUUUUUUUUU